AUGCUCAACCCAUCAUCACCUAAUAGUUCGAAUAGCCCUACAGCCUUCACGACCAUGGUGGCCUCGAUGAAGGAAACUUUUCAAAGCGGAGUGAGUAGGAAACGAGAGUGGAGAGUUGAUCAAUUGAAGAGAAUGAUCGCCAUGUUUGAAGAGAAUCGUUCCGAAUGGGAACUUGCUCAAGAGAAGGAUUUGGCUCAAACUCAACCCUUGAAGACAACUGAAGUGAAUAUGCCAAUUCAUUCAGCACAUUAUUUGUUGGAUAAUUUGAACCGAUUGAUGGCCACUGAGAGUGUACCGAUCACCAAUACGGGAAAUAUUCCUGCGGAAGGAUUUAUUGUCAAGGAACCUCUAGGUGUUGUUUUGAUCAUUGGAGCUUGGAAUUAUCCAAUCAGUUUGAUGGGUAUUCCAUUUGCUGGAGCUUUAGCCGCAGGUAAUUUGGUGAUUUUGAAACCCUCUGAAGUGUCUCCAAAUUGCAGUGCCUUGUUUGCAAAACUCGUUCCAAAAUAUUUUGAUGAAAAGUAUGUUCGUUGUGUGGAAGGAGAUGCAUCUGUCUCGACGGAAUUGCUGAAGGAACCCUAUGAUCACAUCUUCUACACAGGCAGUAUUCGUGUUGGUAAGAUUAUUAUGCGAGCUGCUUCUGAACACUUGACUCCUGUCACAUUGGAAUUGGGAGGCAAGUCACCAUUGAUCCUUGACUCGGAUAUUGAUUGUACUGUGGCUGCCAACAGAAUUACAUGGGGUAAAACAUUUAACUGUGGCCAAACAUGUGUAGCUCCUGAUUAUAUUUUGUUGGACAGUGCAGUGGCAGAUAAAUUCAUUCCCGCUUUGGAAAAGGCAAUUACUCAAAUGUACGGAGAAGAUGCUUCCAAGAGCCCAGAUUACUCCAGAAUUGUGUCGGUGAAUCACACGAAACGUCUCAAGGGAAUGAUUGAUCAAGUGAAAGACAAGGUCAUUUAUGGUGGUAAUGUUGACGAAAACGCAAAAUAUGUGCAACCAACUCUCGUGCUUAAUCCAGACCUCGACAAUGAUCUCGUCAUGCAAGAAGAAAUUUUUGGUCCAAUCAUGCCAAUUAUCAUUUAUGGAGAAAAAAAGAGUGACAAAUAUCCAAGCAAAUUGGCAAAUCUUGAUGCUGCCCUCAAAUUUAUUAACUCGAGAUCAAAGCCUCUUGCAUUAUACAUUUACACCAAAAACCAAGCUCUCGUCGAAAAGAUUAUGCAUAUUACGCAAAGUGGUGCAGUAGGCAUCAAUGAAUGUGUGAUGCAAGUAGCUGAAGAGUUGCUGCCUUUCGGAGGAGUGGGAUAUUCAGGAAUGGGUGCAUAUCACGGAGACUCGUCAUUCUACACUUUCACACACAAAAAGUCUGUGCUCAAGAAGAAAUACUGGCUCGAUUUGGAUUUGCGUUAUCCACCACUCACGGAAACCAAAAAGAAGCUUCUUAUUACUGCUCUCUCUGAUAACUUUCUGACAAGAUACAUUAUGCCAGUAGGAGGAUGGCUCUUGAGCAUUGUUAAUAAGUGUCUCAAAUAA
Molecule: messenger RNA, 1527 nt
Organism: Naegleria fowleri
Lineage: Eukaryota; Heterolobosea; Eutetramitea; Acrasida; Naegleriidae
Exons: 2
Coding region: 1-1527 (508 amino acids)
Biological process (GO): aldehyde metabolic process
Cellular component (GO): cytoplasm
Molecular function (GO): aldehyde dehydrogenase (NAD+) activity
Source: RefSeq, a predicted model, not a curated record